GACCCUUUAAAAGAGGAGCUUCGGUAGUAGCCUUCGCUCUCUACAGUUAAAGAGAUGUCUGGAUUUUCAACAGAUCAGGUGUUCAAGUCUCGUGAAGAGUUGAUGGAAUGGGUUAGAAACACCGGACGUAGUCUUGGUUACGCUAUUGUGACUAAAAGAUCGAAAGCUAAAAAUGGCUACGUGUCUAAAGUUGUACUUAUGUGUGAUCGUGGUGGUGUGUAUAAAUCAGAUAAAGAUUCAAGUAGAGAGACCGGCACUAGAAAGAUAAAUUGCCCGUUUGAAAUGGUAGGGAAAUUUUCAAAAAAGAAUGGUUCUUGGACGUUAAAAGUAAAACCUGGUGAGCAUAAUCAUCCACCCGGAGAAUAUAUGGAGGGACACCCAAUCCUCAAACGAUUGACACCUAAUGAACACCAAUUGGUGGCAGAGUUGACGGGGAAGUGUGUGUUCCCAAAAGAUAUUUUAGGUGUUAUGAAGGAGCGUGAUGAACUGUCAAGUGCCUGGUGA
Messenger RNA from Helianthus annuus (common sunflower), 504 nucleotides. RefSeq lists its product as uncharacterized. The transcript has 2 exons. Gene Ontology annotation, biological process: thymine catabolic process; L-valine catabolic process. NCBI's taxonomy places the organism in Eukaryota, Viridiplantae, Streptophyta, Magnoliopsida, Asterales, Asteraceae. Gene Ontology annotation, cellular component: mitochondrion. Gene Ontology annotation, molecular function: DNA-binding transcription factor activity, RNA polymerase II-specific; methylmalonate-semialdehyde dehydrogenase (acylating, NAD+) activity; malonate-semialdehyde dehydrogenase (acetylating, [NAD(P)+]) activity. Bases 55 to 504 code for a protein of 149 amino acids. The record is from RefSeq and is a predicted model, not a curated record.